UGCUAUGGGGACCGUGGUGGUCGAUGGGAUGAUCUACGUUUGCGGCGGCUAUGACGGGAAGUCGUCUCUGAACUCAGUGGAGCGCUACAGCCCGGAGACCGACCGAUGGACGCUGGUUGCGGAGAUGAGUGCGAGUCGCAGCGCUGCCGGCGUCACGGUGUUCGACGGACGCAUCUUCGUGUCCGGCGGCCAUGACGGUCUGCAGAUCUUCAACACGGUGGAGUAUUACAACCACCACACGGACCGCUGGCACCCGGCGGCGGCCAUGUUGAAUAAGCGCUGCCGUCACGGCGCGGCGGCGCUCGGCAGCAUGAUGUUCGUGGCGGGGGGGUACGACGGCUCGGGCUUCCUGAGCGGGGCGGAGGUGUUCGACUCUCGGGGGGGGCAGUGGCGCCCCCUGGUGGCCAUGAACACGCGGCGCAGCAGAGUCUCUCUGGUGGCCUCCGCCGGGCGCCUCUUCGCUGUGGGGGGGUACGACGGGCAGUCCAACCUGGGCUCUGUGGAGGUCUACACCCCCGACCCCCCCCGCUGGAGCUUCAUGGCCCCCAUGGUUUCUCACGAGGGGGGGGUGGGGGUGGGCUGCGUGCCGCUGCAGCCCGCCUAGCCCCUCCCCCUGAGGGCAGCCCAAUCAGAUCCAUCGAUACGACGGCCGGCGCAGACCUGCACACUGACGCCGGCCCGCGGCAUUAUGGGUAAAGACUGUCCGGCUAGCCACGGAGGCUAACGCUAGCAUGGGACCGAUUCAUGUUAAUGUUGAUUUUUACUUGAUUAUGACUGGAGGUCACUUCCUGUCCCAAGACCGGAACAGGAAGCUCUGAUCCCAGGUCACUGAUCAGCUGACAGGAAGUGCAGCUGCAUGAACAGGAAGUAGACGGACACACGUCUGCAGACUGGAAAAACUUCUAAAUAAAACACUGAACCCCAAUCCACAGGUCGCUGUAUAAAGACAACAUGUCCCCCCCCCCCCCCC
Trematomus bernacchii (emerald rockcod) is the source of this 970-nucleotide messenger RNA. RefSeq names its product kelch-like family member 18 (gene klhl18). The record is from RefSeq and is a predicted model, not a curated record. NCBI's taxonomy places the organism in Eukaryota, Metazoa, Chordata, Actinopteri, Perciformes, Nototheniidae. Gene Ontology annotation, molecular function: protein binding.